UCACCAUGGAAGUACCUGAUAACAAUUUGGUUCACCUUAAUGAAUGGCAGAAGGAUGUGUUUGCUUUGACCACUGGUACCUGUUCAUCAAGACAGAAGGCAGAUGUGUAUCGUGCGCAUAUUGAAAAGAUUCAGUAUGCAUGGGCAAAUUCUGAGAUCUCUGAGGCAUCAGCUAUCAACCUGUUUAAGAAGUAUACUGAAAAGUGUUCUGCAAUUAUCGACUCAGACAAUGUAGAAACUGGCCUCAAUAACUAUGCAGGUAGUGUUUUACCUCUGUCAAGAUGUCAGCGAAAUGAUAGUGACAAGUGGCAGUCUUCACUAAAUACCAAAAACAUUUUUAAAUUUAAGAGUAUACAGGACAUGACUGAGUCUGCAAGAAAACUCCAGGAUUCUUUGCUGACUUUAGCAGAUUCCUCCAUUAAGUUUGAUAAUGGGGUCAGUAACUCUGGAAAUUCAGUGGUUCUAAGUAGUAACGUCUUAAACUGCUCUGGGGGAACAGAACCACAAGCUGCCUUAUUAAAAUAUCAGAUUCCAGAGGGUAACUUUGUUCAGAACACUAAAUUAUUAAGUUUUAUAAAAGAGACAGAUUAUACUGCUACAAAUGCCAUGGAAGCCAGCAAGCGCAGUAUCACAGCUCCAUUAUUUGGCAACAAUAAAACAGAAAUUUCUUCAAAGUUAUCUCCACACUUUGGUUCAGAUUUUGCAUCUUCUAACUUGUCUGUUGGACAUUUAAAUUCUGGAAAAAGAAAAGUAUUUUAUUGUUCAGGGGAUGAACAAGUGGAUACACAAUACUUAAAUAUAGCACCAAAACAACCAGUACAUGGACAAGGAGACAUUAAUCACAUUCUGACAGAUGAAAGUGGAUUUAAAACUGCUAAAGAACAGUUUUGGGUUGAUCAGCAGAAAAAACAUGCCCUGCCUCAGCGUAAUGCAGGUACUAGUGUGUACUGCAGUGGGAAACGGUCUUUGGGAGCUGCCCGUGCUCGUGGACCUCAUAGAAAAUUUGUUCUUCCUAUUCAAAAAGAUAGUGGGGAUGAGAACCAAACUAUAAAGAGGAAAGCAUAUGGCUCAAAUAAUAGUAACUUGAAUGUACCUUCUGAUGAGCGCUUAAAAAACAUAGAGCCAAAGAUGAUUGAAUUGAUAAUGAGUGAAAUUAUGGAUCAUGGUCCUCCUCUAUGCUGGGAUGACAUUGCUGGGCUCGAGUUUGCAAAAAAUACUAUAAAGGAAAUAGUUGUGUGGCCAAUGUUAAGACCUGACAUAUUCACUGGUCUCAGAGGUCCACCUAAAGGAAUCCUCCUUUUUGGUCCUCCAGGGACGGGAAAAACUCUAAUAGGAAAAUGCAUUGCUUGUCAAUCAGGAGCAACAUUUUUUAGUAUAAGUGCAUCAUCACUGACUUCUAAGUGGGUAGGUGAAGGAGAAAAAAUGGUCCGUGCUCUUUUUACAGUGGCAAGAUGCCAUCAGCCUGCUGUGAUAUUCAUAGAUGAAAUUGACUCUCUUUUAUCUCAGCGUGGAGACGGAGAACAUGAGUCUUCACGACGAAUUAAAACUGAGUUUUUGGUGCAACUAGAUGGUGCAACUACAUCUUCAGAAGACCGUAUCCUUGUAGUGGGAGCUACUAACCGGCCUCAAGAAAUAGAUGAAGCAGCUCGAAGAAGACUUGUUAAAAGACUUUAUAUUCCUUUACCAGAAGAUUCUGCUAGAAAGCAAAUUGUUGUCAGUUUAAUGUCACAGGAACGUAGUAGCCUCACAGAUCAAGAGGUGGAUGCUAUAGUUUCACAAUCUCAUGGCUUCUCUGGUGCUGAUAUGACACAGCUUUGUCGAGAAGCAGCUCUUGGUCCUAUACGUAGCAUUCAAAUUAGGGAUAUUUCAACAAUAACUUCAGAGCAAGUCCGCCCUAUUGUAUAUAUUGAUUUCCAAAAUGCUUUACAGACAGUGCGCCCUAGUGUCUCACAGAAUGAUUUAGAGGUGUAUAAGAAUUGGAACAAAACUUUCGGUUGUGGCAAGUAAAAUUAUUUGGAUUGAAUUUAACCAAGUACUCCAAAAGUUCGUACAACUUUUCACUAAAGGAUCUAAAGAGGGCAGAGUGUUUA
Messenger RNA from Pelobates fuscus (common spadefoot toad), 2089 nucleotides. RefSeq names its product fidgetin like 1 (gene FIGNL1). Gene Ontology annotation, molecular function: microtubule severing ATPase activity; ATP binding; ATP hydrolysis activity. The record is from RefSeq and is a predicted model, not a curated record. Bases 6 to 2006 code for a protein of 666 amino acids. The transcript has a single exon. NCBI's taxonomy places the organism in Eukaryota, Metazoa, Chordata, Amphibia, Anura, Pelobatidae.